This is a messenger RNA of Gossypium raimondii (Peruvian cotton), 1891 nucleotides long. Its product is annotated as heparanase-like protein 3. Gene Ontology annotation, molecular function: beta-glucuronidase activity. The transcript has 9 exons. NCBI's taxonomy places the organism in Eukaryota, Viridiplantae, Streptophyta, Magnoliopsida, Malvales, Malvaceae. Gene Ontology annotation, cellular component: membrane; plant-type cell wall. The record is from RefSeq and is a predicted model, not a curated record. The coding region runs from base 238 to 1809 and encodes 523 amino acids.
AGUUGUCCCCAGCUCCAUCUGCCCCCAGUAGCAUUUACAUAAAUUAUAAAGUUUAUUUUCAUGUAAGAAACCAAAUGAGCCUUGCUUGAUUUGAUUACAUCACAAGCAAACUUAUGGAAAGCAAGCAGCUACUACCUCUCUCACGCUUUGACACCCAAUUGGAUUAUUCUUUUAUAUAAACUAAAUUGCAGGACAAGCUGAUAGAUAACACAAGGUAUUAUUGUUGUCAAAAAGAAAAUGUGUAUGCUGUUUAAGCUAGUGUUAUUGUAUUUAUGGGUGCAUUGGGUGAAUCAAGGCUCAGAUUUCGUGACCGGAAGGUCUGGAAAUGUUACUAGUGGCACUGUUUUUGUUAAUGGAACAGCUUCAAUAGGAAAAACAGAUGAUAAUUUCAUCUGUGCUACGUUGGAUUGGUGGGCUCCUAACAAAUGUGACUAUGGAACAUGUAGCUGGGAAAGAUCGUCUCUCCUUAAUCUAGAUCUUUCCAACCCCAUAUUGUUAAACGCUAUCAAAGCUUUUUCGCCAUUAAAGAUAAGAAUGGGAGGUACCCUGCAAGAUAAGGUGAUUUACGAGACAAAAGAUGAUAAAAGUCCUUGUGCACCAUUCGUCAAAAAUAGUUCAGAGAUGUUCGGUUUCUCCAAAGGUUGCUUACCAAUGUCUAGAUGGGACCAACUCAACGUUUUCUUCAAAAAAGCUGGGGCUAUGGUAGUUUUCGGAUUAAAUGCACUAAAUGGGAAGGCCAUAGGUUCGGACGGUUCUGCCACUGGAGCUUGGAAUUCUAGUAAUGCUGAAUCCCUUAUACGAUACACUGUUAACAAGGGCUAUAGCAUUCAUGGUUGGGAACUUGGAAAUGAACUGUGUGGCACCGGCGUUGGAGCCAAAGUUGCACCCGACCAAUAUGCGUCUGAUGUGAAGUCUCUUGAAAACAUUGUUCAGAAUAUAUAUAGAGGAUUUGAGGUUAAGCCAUUAGUAAUAGCACCAGGAGGAUUCAUUGAUACAAACUGGUUCGCACAAUUUAUACAAAGAACACCUAAAUCUCUUCAAGUGGUGACCCAACACAUUUACAACCUUGGUCCAGGUAAUGAUAAUCAGCUCAUCAACAAUAUCCUAGAUCCAUCUUAUCUAGAUGGUGGGGCCCAACCCUUUAGAGACCUCGAAGCAAUUCUCAAGAAUUCAGCAACACCAGCAGUGGCUUGGGUUGGUGAAGCAGGAGGAGCUUACAACAGCGGUCAAAAUCUUGUCACCAAUUCCUUUGUUAAUGCUUUCUGGUAUUUGGGUCAGCUUGGAAUGGCAUCUUCCUAUGACACCAAAACAUACUGUAGACAGACAUUGAUUGGUGGAAACUAUGGUCUGCUUGACACUGCUACAUUUGUCCCAAAUCCUGAUUACUAUGGUGCUCUUCUCUGGCAUCGGUUAAUGGGGAGCAAUGUCCUGUCAACAAGCUUCUCUGGGACAACAGGUGUUCGAGCAUAUGCUCACUGUUCUAAACAAUCUCAAGGAAUCAGUCUGCUUCUUAUCAAUUUUAAUGCCAACAUUUCCGUUAAUGUCCGAGUAGUGACAGAUGGAGAACAAGCUCCCAGAGUAAAGUUGGGAAACACUAGUAGAGAAGAGUACCAUUUUACAGCCAAAGAUGAAAAUUUACACAGUCAAAAGGUGGUUUUGAAUGGGAAAAUACUCGCUCUAAAUUCAUCUGGGGGUAUCCCUCCUAUGGAACCAGUAAACAGGAGCAUGACAGAUCCAAUUAUUGUUGCUCCUUUCUCUUAUGUAUUUUCUCAUAUUUCAAGUAUAAUACUUCCUGCCUGUAUCAAUUAAAUUUCUUUUCUGUCAAUUUCCAUAGUAAAGCAAAAACAAAAUAAAUGCAAAAUCCAGGUUUUUAAUUGACCUUUUGACAUUA